This is a messenger RNA of Naegleria lovaniensis, 1338 nucleotides long. RefSeq lists its product as uncharacterized. The record is from RefSeq and is a predicted model, not a curated record. NCBI's taxonomy places the organism in Eukaryota, Heterolobosea, Eutetramitea, Acrasida, Naegleriidae. The transcript has 2 exons. The coding region runs from base 1 to 1338 and encodes 445 amino acids.
AUGGUUAAAGAAGCUUCCUUCCCAUCCUUGGAUGAGUUGAGUUGUUCCAUGUAUUCCAAACAGCAACAAGCAGUGCAGAACUCACCAACGAGUUUCCUCUCUCUCAUCAAAGAAUACUCCUCGCCGGGUGAUGCCAUUUCACAAUUUCUUUCUCCUUUCCAAAGCACUGCUGACAAUACGACGACGAAUUCGAACAACACGACAACCCAUGAAUCCCUUGCUGCACUCUUUCCUACCUCCAUUGAAAACAUCAACUCGAUUGCCAAUUCAUGUUUCUUCAUUGUCGUGUUUUCCGUAUUGAUGGCUGUGAUUGGAGUGAUUAUUUAUAAGGGACGAUCGGCCAUGAAGAGAAAUCACAAAAUCAUGUUUUCAUUGUUGUGUGUUUUCAUUCUGGUUCAAUAUUUUGGAUUAGUGUUUCGUUUGGUGUAUAAUGGAGUCUCAUUGAAAGUCAAUUCAUUUACGGAUUUGACAUUGGUUGAAAAUUUAUAUUCCUAUCAGGUGGCUGUUUGGGUUUCAUCAACGUUGGAGAAUGUUUUGGUCGUUUCUCAAAUUUCAACCAUUAUCAUCAUUAUGGCGUUUAUGAUGACCAUCUUCAUUAAUACUGUGAAAAUUUCAGGAGCCAUGACCGCAAAGACCUAUACCAUUCUAUGGUGGUUCAUUACCAUAACUACCCUGAUCAGUUCCAUCAUUUUUGUUGGACUUGUCAUUACUCUAGGUGUAGUCAAUCUCCUUCUCAAAACCCAAACCAUUCGUGUCAAUGCCUUUCCCAUCUAUCUCGUUCUCUUUCUCAUCUAUAUUGCCAUCAUGUUAUUAGAGUCCAUAUUAUUCAUCGCAUUAGGAGUUCGUCUAUUGAUGGUUGUAAAAAAAAGAUCUCUCAAUGUCUCUCAGGUCAACACAUCGAUGAGUCGUACCUUGCAACAGCCUUACUAUAAAAUAGUAGGCUUGAUUAUUGGAAUGUUAUUGAGUGCGUUUUUGCAGAUUUUGGCCGGAGCAGUUUCCAUUGCAACCUCGCUCUAUGUCGGUUAUUUGCAUAUUAUUGAUUACUUUUUGCAGUGUUUUGGAGUGUUGGUGUUUGCUAUUUUCGUCUUGUUGCUGUAUGGACCCUUAUUGUUGGAUCAACAUCAUCAUCAUCAAGAGGCUCAUCAUCAUCAACAAGCACAAAUGAUUAUGAUGGAAAAUGAGCAGUUGCCAUCAUCAGCGAGAAGCGCUUCUUCACCCUCUCCGAGAAUGAGUUUUAGAAAAGCAAAUCAUGAACAAAUUUCAAAUCAGGAAAUUCUACAACAAGAUGCAUUCCGAGUUGAAACAGUCGUUGAUGACUUGAAGCAGAAUUCUAAUUAG